Molecule: messenger RNA, 1090 nt
Organism: Tinamus guttatus (white-throated tinamou)
Lineage: Eukaryota; Metazoa; Chordata; Aves; Tinamiformes; Tinamidae
Source: RefSeq, a predicted model, not a curated record
AUGCUGCGCACAGCAGCUCAAAGCUGAACUCUGCAGUAGGGCUACCAUGGGUUUUGCCCAAAAACCUCGGGCAGAAACACAGCCACAUGUGCUGCACAGCUGCACAGCACAUGGCCGGGCCGGCCGCACACGUGCUGGGCACCAUCGUGCCCGGCGCAGGUAAAGAGAGCAGCUUGGGAGAGGCUGACUUGCAGUCGAGCUCCGACCCCUCGGGAAUGGACAACAGCUACCUCAGCGUGAAGGAGGCCGGGGUGAAAGUCCCCCAGGACAGGGCCAGCACUGACCUCCCCAGCCCCAUGGACAAGGCCGACUCGGAGAGCAACAAGGGGAAAAAGCGGAGGAACCGCACCACCUUCACCAGCUACCAGCUGGAGGAACUGGAGAAGGUCUUCCAGAAGACGCACUACCCUGAUGUCUAUGCCAGGGAACAGCUAGCCAUGAGGACAGACCUCACCGAGGCUCGAGUGCAGGUGUGGUUUCAGAACCGGCGAGCCAAGUGGCGCAAGCGGGAGCGCUUCGGCCAGAUGCAGCAGGUCCGCACGCACUUCUCCACCGCCUACGAGCUGCCCUUGCUCACCCGCGCCGAGAACUACGCCCAGAUCCAGAACCCCUCCUGGAUUGGCAACAAUGGCGCCGCCUCCCCUGUGCCUGCCUGCGUGGUCCCCUGCGACACGGUGCCCUCCUGCAUGUCCCCCCACGCUCACCCCCACGCGGCCGGCGGCGUCUCCGACUUCCUCAGUGUCUCUGGCCCUGGCAGCCACGUGGGACAGACUCACAUGGGCAGCCUCUUCGGUACGGCCGGCAUCAGCCCGGGCCUCAACGGCUACGAGCUCAACAGCGAGCCGGACCGCAAGACCUCCAGCAUCGCUGCCCUGAGGAUGAAGGCGAAGGAGCACAGCGCCGCUAUCUCCUGGGCGACAUGACAGGGUUGCAACCCAGCGCCCUCGAGACACUGGGCGAGCAAACGAGGACAGCCGAGAAACAUCCAUCCGCUUGGACUCCAGACAGCCAUUUCCUCCUUGGGGAUCUGAACGCAGCACUUUUAGCUACCCUAGGUAUAUAAAGUACAUAUGUUAACCUAAGUGGAGUG